UGAGGAAAGGUUUCCAAAAAUAUAUAAUGGAUAGGGUUAGAUAAAAAAAUAAAGUUAGAUAAUAAUAUUAGAUAAUAAUAAUGGAUAUUAAAAAUGAUAGGGGAAUGGAAGAUGAAGCUCUUAUUUCCUCUUCCACACAUCCUUCCUGUCUCUCACUUUAAAAAUAUCAGUGAGACUGCUCUUCUGAGGUGAACGGACAGCCACAUAGCCAAUCAGCUGCUUCUACAUUGGUUCUGUCAUCAGGCUCGGAAAUUAAGGAAGGAUCUACUGCUUUGCUGCAGCAGCUGCUGCCUCUUUUACUGUGUAUUUUUCUGUGUGGGGGUGUGUGUGUGUGUAUCCGUAUGUGUGUGCAUGUGCAUGCAAAUACUAGGACUGAGCUACCUUGAAGCAAAUGCUCAGCAUUCUAUAAUGUGAACCAGUCAGCAGCAGUGUAGGACGGAGGAAAAGCAGCAUCCUUUGAUAGAUGGGCCUCUGGAGGAGCAGACGUGAAUAAAUGGGAGGGAAGAGCCUUUUUGUUUUUUUAAUUUAUUAUAUUUAGUACCUUCUUCCAAAAGAGCAAAAGGAUUGUCUUCACUCUCAUCAGCGAUUCUUCUCUCUCCUGCGUGGUGCCCUCUCCCUUCUUCUCUCCCUUCACUCUUUAAUCCCCCCCUUACAUUUUUCUUGAGGCUCUUGUUGGAAUAUUAAACCUCCAUGUAUGACAAUUUGUACCUGCAUGGAUUUGAAGACUCGGAGCCGGGUUCCGCCGAUUCAUAUACUAGCCGACCAUCUGACUCAGAUGUCUCUUUGGAGGAGGAGCGAGAACUCCCGGCUCAGGUUCAGAGCCAAAGCCCAAACCAAAGCCAAGGACCAGGACAGAGUCGCCAGGAGAGGGAGCAGCAGGCCUCCAUUCAACUAGAGAAAGCCAAGACCAAACCAGUGGCAUUUGCUGUCAGGACCAAUGUCAGCUACUGUGGUGCCCUGGAUGAGGAUGUUCCAGUCCCUGCCACUGCCAUCUCUUUUGAUGCCAAAGAUUUCCUGCACAUAAAAGAGAAGUUCAACAAUGACUGGUGGAUAGGCCGACUAGUGAAAGAGGGCUGUGAGAUUGGCUUCAUCCCCAGCCCUCUGAAGCUUGAGAACAUCCGACUCCAGCAGGAGCAGAAGAGAGGACGAGUACAAGGUAAGUCUGAAGGGAAUUCCUCUUCCACUGUAGAGGAUGGUUCAACCUCUAUCCACCCUCUCAUGUCCCCAUCAGGAAAACAGAAACAGAAACUGACUGAGCAUAUUCCCCCGUAUGAUGUGGUCCCCUCUAUGAGGCCUGUUAUUCUGGUUGGACCGUCGCUCAAGGGUUAUGAGGUGACGGACAUGAUGCAGAAAGCGCUGUUUGACUUCCUCAAACACAGAUUUGACGGCAGGAUAUCAAUCACACAUGUCACAGCAGAUAUAUCAUUAGCCAAGAGGUCUGUUCUCAACAACCCUAGUAAAAGAGCCAUCAUUGAAAGAUCCAACACUCGCUCCAGCUUAGCUGAGGUGCAAAGCGAGAUUGAGAGGAUCUUCGAGUUGGCCCGCUCACUGCAGUUAGUGGUGCUGGACGCUGACACCAUCAACCAUCCAGCCCAACUUGUGAAGACCUCACUGGCCCCCAUUAUUGUCCAUGUAAAGGUGUCUUCACCAAAGGUUUUACAGAGGCUAGUCAAGUCCAGAGGAAAGUCCCAAAGCAAACAUCUGAAUGUACAGCUGGUUGCGGCAGACAAAUUAGCCCAGUGUCCUCAGGAAAUGUUUGACAUCAUCCUGGAUGAGAACCAGUUGGAGGACGCCUGCGAACAUCUCGCUGAAUACUUGGAGGCCUAUUGGAAGGCAACACAUACUUUGAUGGUUACGCCUCUAAACCCCCUGCUAGGACACAGCCUUGGACCCACCACUCUCACCUCGUACCCUACCAGCAUUUCUGGACUGCAGAGCCAAAGGAUGGGCCAGAGUAACCACAUGGGAGAUCAUUCAAACCCAAAUGUGCGACGCAACUUGAUGACUGCAGCCGAAAACUAUCACAAUGAGCAGACACACAAGGGAAUCAACCGCAUGUCAUCGAGCUCACAUCAUAGUCACGAGCAGCAGGACCGUUACCAGGAAUACCAGGACCCCUACCAGGAUUCAUACAAACCACAUCGCAACAACUCUUGUCAUCGACUUUGAGUCCAGCACUAAUCCAGAGGAAAUUAGUGCUGGACUCUUUCACCACUGCGGCCCACAUUCUGUUCCAAACAAUGGCUGCAGUAGAGCAACAACAGUCCCAAAAUUGUACUUGUUUGGUUGGAAUUAGUUGAAUUUAUUAACUGACUUUAAUUAUCUUUUGAUGUCAAACUUUUAUCACUGCAGGAGCUGUAAAGAAACCCCUUCAAAUUAACUAAGUCGAUUACAUGAAUUAAAAAUUCACAGGACUCAGGAAGCCCUGGGUUGGCAGGUACAGGCGGAGCCUAGAGACUGUAUCUGGGUAGUGAAAAACAUAUUCCUUAAUUUUUAUUUAAACUAAAUUUUUAAAUCCAUUUUACUGUUGAGUAUUACUCUAAGAGACGCGAGCUCUGUGUAUUAUUGUUCAGUCCAUCCAGGAUCUGUUCAGGCGAUACCGCUAACUAACUAACUAACUAACUAAUGAAUUCUAGGCGCUCACCCUCAAUAUGUCACUUCCUGUUUCACUGCUGAGUAAUUUACUUUGUGUUGCUUCACUCACUAGUCAUGUUCUGACAAUGGAUGUUUAAAGA
Messenger RNA from Cynoglossus semilaevis (tongue sole), 2735 nucleotides. Its product is annotated as voltage-dependent L-type calcium channel subunit beta-4-like. Lineage: Eukaryota; Metazoa; Chordata; Actinopteri; Pleuronectiformes; Cynoglossidae. Gene Ontology annotation, cellular component: voltage-gated calcium channel complex. Gene Ontology annotation, biological process: calcium ion transmembrane transport. Gene Ontology annotation, molecular function: voltage-gated calcium channel activity; protein binding. The record is from RefSeq and is a predicted model, not a curated record.